This is a messenger RNA of Biomphalaria glabrata, 4131 nucleotides long. RefSeq lists its product as uncharacterized. Lineage: Eukaryota; Metazoa; Mollusca; Gastropoda; Planorbidae. Bases 165 to 2696 code for a protein of 843 amino acids. The transcript has 22 exons. The record is from RefSeq and is a predicted model, not a curated record.
AUCUUAGUUGUAUUUUAUUUUGUGUCCAUAAUUUUUUAUCUGCACAAUAGAUCUAGAUCUUUUUGAUCAUAGAAUUUGUAGAAUAAUCACUUGGCUUAGACUAGAAGUUGGUUCAAUCUAUGUAGAUCUAUUAGUGGUUGAUUUUUAUACAGAAUUGUCUGACAAUGUUGCCAAAGCUAGGCCGGUCAUUACACAACGAGAUGUGUUAUUUAUUAUGCGCGUGGUCUCUUUCAUGUCUGGUAAAGUAUGGUGAUACAGGUGAUAGUGGACUACAGAUCCAUCAUAGUGGUACUUGGUUUUUAAUAACGAUUCCGAACGUAAGCUACCUACAGAGAAGCUCAUUCAUAAGCCUGUGUGUCACAUCAACAGUACAGCAAAUAACUAGAGUAGAUGUAUCCUUCGAUAGUAGACAGGUAGCUGUUACGUAUAUCGGGCAAAACAAUCUACAUACUGAAACUAUAAAUAUACUUGGGUAUAACGAAAAAAAUUACAUCCAAAGAGCGCCAGGGCUAAUGGAACCUUUUUUGAUCAAAAGCCAAAAUCCAAUAAUUGUAUCAGUCUUAGUGAUCGAUGAAGCUAAUCUAACCAGCACGGCAUCUUUUCAAGCGUUGCCUGUGCAGUCGUGGGGCAGAAGCUACAUCAUCGUUACGCUAAACCAGCAUGCUUUCCUUUUCAUAAUGACUAUAAAAGAUCAGCAGGCCUGGAUAGAACUGAAGUGCACUACCCCGUGCAAUCAUCCCUUCCACGGCUCUGUACAUCUCCAAAGUAUGAAGGCAGUUACAAUCUCUUUCUGUUUGGAAAGCUACACUGGCAAUCUUACUGGAACAAAAAUUGCCGCACUAAAUCCAAUAGGAGUUAUCGCUGGCAAUUGUUGGAGUGAAAUAGAAAAGUGCGAUUAUCCUACGCCUACUAUGAAAGAUAUGUCUUUAGAAAUGUUCCUGCCAACUGUAACUUUUGGCACAGAGUUCAUAACCUUUAGGAUCACCAGCGAGAUUAUUGAACAUGUAGUAGAGAACCUGAUCAUUUCUGUGACUGACAACACUCGUGUCGCCAUAAUAUCAGGGAGAUCGUUUGUCAGCGUCACUUUAGCAAAGGCUGGAGAUACGCAUUCCUUCUUCUUACAACGAAGCGACAGCCCAAGAAAAAUAACCAGCAGUCACCCCAUACAAUUCUUGCUUGUUUCAAGACCUAACUGCUCGGAUCCUUCUUUGAGAAGCGUGUUAGGUCUCGGCGGAGUGGCGCUCUCUCUGUUGAUUCCAACAAAUAUGUACUUCACUUUCUACGCUUGGAGCCUACCGAUUCAGGAAUGGAUGGCGGUGGUUGUCAUUAUUAAACAGAAAGGUAACAAUGUCGAAAUGUUGGAUGAAUCUCUCACCAAUCGGGAAUUUACUAACUGGCAAAUGGCAAACGAACCUUGGGAAGUUGGUGAACUCAGGAUCCACAAGCAAUAUCAAGCUUCAUCCAUAUCAAAAUUUGGUUGCUUUGUUUUCGGCAUUUCCAAUACGAUAACUUUCAUGCAUAUGUCUGGGUAUUCAUUGAAUGUUGAUUGCAACACCAGUCGACCACAGCCUUCUGAUAACAUCGACAAUGAUUGUGAUGGGUUGAUUGAUGAAGAAGUUGAAGAUGGCCGAGACAGUGAUCAUGAUUUUUUAGUGGACGAAGAUGUCAAGAGGAAAAUUAAUGGCCAGUGGAGCAAGUGGGAAGCCUGGCACUGUAACAAUGACACACAUCAGACAAGGGCGCGCUACUGCAACUCUCCUGAACCUGAGCAUGGUGGCGACAUGUGUCAAGGAACGUCUAAUGAAAGUAUAUUUUUCAACCUGUGUGGGACAAUAAGGACACCGAAACCUAAUUUCAGCGUUUGGAGUCAGUGGAGCGAGUGGGACUGUAGCAUACCUUGUAGUGAUGGAACUCAGCUCAUUCAACGAUUAAGACAGUGUGUCAAAGUGGACACAGCCUACGGUCAACAUUGUGCAGGGAGGAAGGGGGACAUACGACCUUGCUCUUUAUGUAAAGAAAACUCUGGUGGUGGUGUAUGUGCCUCCUUUCACUGGGGAGAGGCCUGUGAGAAAGAGUGCUACAAUUGCCAAGAUCCAUGCUCUAAGCAGGAAGGGAUUUGCUCAGGCUGCAAGGCUGGAUACAAAAAUUUCCUCAACGCCUGCGAAGAAGCCUGUGGUUGGAAUGAGUAUGGUGAGGAUUGCAAGUUCAGCUGUAUGGAGAAGUGUGGGGCGGAUUGUGGAGAGCGCAUGUUCGGAACCUGUUUAGCCUCUUUUAAUGCCUUGUAUAUUCUGAUGUUUUUAUUUCUAAUACUUACUUUAUUAACAAUGAUUCACGCCUUAAAAAAACACAAACAGACAGAGAUAGUGGAAGAACAGUCCACUUACGCAAAGUUCUCUAGUACAACAUCUGGGACUACUUCGAGUUUGACUGGUUUAAGCAAGUACAACCCAAUAAAGCCCAGCUCAACCGAAAUCGACCCAACACAAGGAAGGGAAACCGAACCCAACAAACCCGAACCCAACAAACCCGAAUCCAAUAAAGCCGAACACAAACAAGGCAAAUCCAGCAAAACGGAAUCCAAACAACGCAAAAUCCAGCAAAACGGAACCCAACCAACGCAAAUCUAUCAAAACGGAACCAAACCAAACCAAACCCAUCAAAGCGGAACGCAACUAACUCAACCCCAACAAAAUUGAACCCAUUCAAUGUAAGUUCCGAUCUCAAGCAAGGACAAACUUGUGAUAGUUAACAGACUAGUUAGUAGCAACAAAGGACUAUGACAAUAAACUGGAAGAUCUCCAUAGAAAACUUGUGAGAGAUUGCACGUUCAAUGGUGAAAAACUCAAACUUUAAGUUUAAAUAAACAUUACGGCAAUUACAGUUUUAAUUGAGAUGCUCACGACUCAAGUCUUAGAGAAGAAAUAGAUGCACAGCGAGCCAAUUAGUAGAGAGAAAGAGAAGAAGCUGUCACACCUUCACCUAUCCCUAAGGAUGUUGGACCGUUGGGGCACCACGCAUAAUUUGUCGACCAUCUUUCUCCAUUCGACUUGGAUAUAAUUUUUUUUUCAAUAUCAGGCUCGUCCAUUCUAUUAUGUUGUCCUCCCAUCGCUUUCUUGGUCUGCCUCUUCUUCUUUUCUCCUGGUACUGUUCCCUUAAGAUCCUGUAUUUUUUUUAUAAUAGUUAGCAGGUCAUAUUGGUGGUCCAAUUGGUGAAGUAACGCCUUGUCUCUAAUCUCUUCGUUUGUGAUGCGGUCCCUUAGAAAAAAUGUGAAUGAGAAACACACAAAGUGAAAGAGAGAUGAAGAAAAAAAAAGACAAAAGAGAAAUAGAGAGUGUGAAGAAAAAAAUAAAGGGGGAAAAAAGAUACAGACUGAUAUGGGUGACGAAGAAGUCUGUGAGACUGGGAAGUAAAAAGCCAACAACUCGUAACAAAUAUAAGGUUUAAGAAAUAGUGAGAGGGAAAGGUUAGAGGUCAGAAGAAAAAAAAGGGAACAGACAAUGAGAGAGAGAGACAGGGAGAGAGAGAGAGACAGGGAGAGAUCACGAAAAAUAAAAAAGAAUGAAAGGAUAGUGUGACACAUAGAUCUACAUUUUUUUUAAUAAUCUUAGGAAAAGAAGGCAUUCUGGCUGAGCGGUAAAGCGCUUGGCUUCCGAACCGAAGGUCCCCUGUUCGAAUCCUGGUGAAGACUGGGAUUUUUGUUUUCGGGAUCUUUAGGCGCCUCUGAGUCUACCCUGCUCUCAAGGGUACCUGACACUAGUUGGGGAUAAGUAAAGGCAGUUGGUCAUUGUGCUGGCCAUAACGCUGGCUAUAACACUUUUGUUAAUGGUGGGACACAGAAACGGAUGCUCCUAUAGAUCGCAAUGUCUGAAAGGGAAAAUUCACUUUUUGGAAAAGAUCAGUUCUAGAGUCUAAGGUAAAAAAAAAGAAUAUAUUUCACUUCUAUAUUUCAUUUAACAAAAAAUAACUAAAUAGUCCUAUUAUUCUCUCGUCAUUUUCCUAUGCUGAAAUUUGUGUGAAGUUAAAAUUGCAUGUUACUUAAAUAUAUUCCAAUCCAUAUUUUAAACUUGCUAUCGAUUCCAGGUGUGUAAAUACCAGAACUACUUAAUGACCUCUUUGUUGUAAAAAUUAAUU